UUCCGGCGUCGAAGGGCGCGGAGCUCGUAAGCCGGCGGGCGUUGGAGCGCUUUUCCUCUCUCGAGACCACCCGUCUGCGUCCCUUCCCUCGCGGGCUCGCGUCCUCCUGCGAUCGCCGCCGAGCGAGCCGAGGCCGCGGGCCGUCCGACUCGCAUCCCUCGCCAGCGCGCCAUGUUCCUGACGGCCCUCCUCCUCCGCAACCGCAUCCCGGGCCGCCAGUGGAUCGGGAAGCACCGGCGGCCGCGCUUCGUCACCUCCCGGAUGAAGGAGAACAUGCUCCGGCGCCUGGAGACGGAGGCGGAGAACCACUACUGGCUGGGCAUGCCGUACCUGAGCGCCGAGCAGGAGCACGGCCACGCGGCGGCCCGCAGAGCCGCGGCCUUCGAGGCCAUCAAGGCGGCCAACAUGGCCAAGUUCCCCCCGCACAGGUUCAUCCGGGACCAGCUCGACCACCUCAACGUCUCCAGGAAGUGGACCUAGCCCGGCCCACGGACACCCGAGAGCGCGAGGCGUCGCCGGCCGGGGCUGACGGGCGUGUGGUUCUCUGCGCCGAGAGCCGGGGCUCCCCGUGUCGCGCGGGUCAUUUUAAAGGAACGCGUUGGUUGGAAGCAGCAAUAAAGCUACUACUGGUUGCGCC
Sorex araneus (European shrew) is the source of this 637-nucleotide messenger RNA. It is a transcript of the gene MRPL57, whose product is annotated as mitochondrial ribosomal protein L57. The record is from RefSeq and is a predicted model, not a curated record. Gene Ontology annotation, cellular component: mitochondrial ribosome. Lineage: Eukaryota; Metazoa; Chordata; Mammalia; Eulipotyphla; Soricidae. Bases 172 to 480 code for a protein of 102 amino acids. The transcript has a single exon. Gene Ontology annotation, biological process: mitochondrial translation. Gene Ontology annotation, molecular function: structural constituent of ribosome.